CCCCAUUGGUAGAUCCCCACCGCCCCAGUCUGGCCAUCCGCCCCGCCUCCAAAGUCGCCGACGACGACUUCAUGCAAAAGGGCAAAACCUUUGUUUCCAAGAGAAAGGGAUGGGUUGCUGCAGCAGCCGGAGCUCCGAUUCCCCGGCCAGCCGCGUCGCGCGGUGGCGCUCCACCGGGAUCGUCGCCCUCCGCGACGCCAGAUUGAAGGAAGUACCAAAUGAAGUUCUACAGGUGGGCAAUUCCAUGAGAACUCUGGAUUUGACGAACAACAAGCUAGUUGAGGUUCCCCAAGAAGUUGGCCGACUUGUGAAUAUGCAAAGACUUGUUUUGGCUGGUAAUUUGAUUGAAAACAUCCCUGCUAACAUUGGAUACCUGCGGAACCUUAAAAUCCUCACACUUGACAGAAAUAGGAUCUCUAUCUUGCCUGAAGAAUUGGGUUCUCUGUCAAAUCUUCAGCAACUCUCUAUUUGUCAGAAUUCUUUAUUGUGCCUGCCUAAGAGUUUAGGGGAUUUGCGCAAUAUGUUGCUACUUAAUGUAUCUGAUAACAAACUAAAGGCACUUCCAGAAUCAAUUGGAGGUUGCAAUUCCCUGGAAGAAUUGCAAGCCAAUGGAAAUUCAAUCGAAGAUGUGCCCUCGUCAAUUUGCAACCUUGUUUGCCUUAAAUCCUUAUCUCUGAAUGGCAACAAAAUUCGUCAGCUUCCAGAAAACCUACUGAAAGACUGCAAGGCUCUUCAGAACAUAUCGCUGCACGACAACCCAAUCACAAUGGACCAGUUCCAAGAAAUGGAUGGAUUCAAAGAAUUUGAGGCGCGCAGAAGGAAGAAAUUCGACAAGCAGAUCGAUUCAAAUGUUAUGAUGAGCUCCACGGCCCUGGAUGAAGGGAUUGAUCUGCGAUGAUUUCUUAGAAUUUAUUUGGCUUCUAUUCUUUCUAAUUGGUCUGAACUGAUUGUAGAUUUUGUGUAUAUAUAUCAGUCUAUUCCAUACUCUGAUUUGGCAAAGAAAAACAAUAAAUGCAUGACAUACAUAAAUGAAUUGAAUCCCUGAUUUUUGCUUGAACA
Molecule: messenger RNA, 1059 nt
Organism: Phragmites australis (common reed)
Lineage: Eukaryota; Viridiplantae; Streptophyta; Magnoliopsida; Poales; Poaceae
Product: plant intracellular Ras-group-related LRR protein 7
Exons: 9
Coding region: 110-898 (262 amino acids)
Molecular function (GO): protein binding
Source: RefSeq, a predicted model, not a curated record